CGCAUGCGCGAGUUGACGUGGCUCUCGGGUCACGUCCAAAGAGUAGCAUAGCAGAGGACUAUAGAAAAAAUAUCCGCGCCAGGAAGUAGAGUAAAAUCUCCGUUUAUAUACUAACAUAUCUGUACAGGUGUAAGUUAAGACUAGAUCGUCCGAGCAAUUCACCCGAGGAUUUAAGCCUCACCUGACUCUUCCUCAUGGCCGAGAUGGACGCGGGUCCCUUUUCCCUGAUGAGCCUGGAGGACGAGCUGACCUGCAGCAUCUGUCUGAGUCCCUUCGAGUGUCCCGUGACCAUCCCCUGCGGACACAACUUCUGCCAGGACUGCCUGCUCGCCACCUGGAAGGACUCCUACAGCUGCCCUCAGUGUCGCACCCUCUUCCCCAGCAGACCGGACCUGAAGAAGAACACGGUCCUCAGCACCGUGGUGGAGACCUUCAACCUGAGGACCAGCAAGAGCGCGACCGGCCCGCCGGCGAAGGAGAAGGAGGAAUGCGGGGUCGGGGAGCAGGAGGCCAUACGCUGCGAUACGUGCAUGCAGGCGGAGGCGACGCACACCUGCCUCACCUGCAUGGCGUCUUUCUGCGAGGAGCACCUGCGUCCUCACCGGGACAACCCAACGUUUAGGCUCCACCAGCUGAGUCAGCCCAUCGGAGACCUGUCGGAGCGGAUCUGCCCGGACCACCACAAGCUGAUGGAGCUCUUCUGCAGCCAACACGGCCGCCCCAUCUGCAGCCUCUGCCUGCAGCAGGUGCACAAAGGCUGCUCCUUCACGUCCCCCGAGGAGCAGAGGAACAUCAUAGAGUCCGACCUGAGGAACAAAAUGGAUUUGCUUGAUGGGAAGAUCACAAAGAAUGAAAAUGUCAUACUUCAAAUAGAGGUCAUGCAGAACAAGCUAAAGGACUCCGCGACCAACAGGAAGACGGCUUUGGCAGCUGAGUAUCGGCAUAUGCGGGACAUGUUGUCACGAGAUGAGCACGAGGCUGUGAAUUCGGUGGACCGCGAGCUGGAGGGCGGUCAGACCAAACUCAAGGGUCUCGCAAAGAAGUUCUCCGAGAACUUAGUGAGCAUGAGCAAAGCCAAGGAAGAGAUCCACAGUCUGCUGAGUCAGUGCCACACUCAGUCCUUCCUACAGGCUUCAUUUACCCUGCCCCAAGCUGCGACCUUUGAACCUUUCACCCCGCGAAUCAACAUAGACUCCAAGAAAGUGACAGCAACACAGGCCUUUACUGCUCUCCUGAAGGAGCACCUGACCGAGAUCCUCAAACAGCCUGUUGAGGCCAGACCGCUGAUGCUCAAACCAGGUGAAGAUGAAAAAGCAGUUCCUGGCUCAGCACCUGCAAGUUCUGGAUCUCAGCCAGAAUCUGAAGUAACCAAGCACCCGAAGCAGAAAAGACCGCCGAGGUCCCACAGUCCAGGUCGUCCACCCAUCCAGCCAUCAUUCCAGUCAGUUCGUAUGCCUUACAUGGAGCCACAUAGAGGCUGGAUUCCACCUCAGCAUCCACCAGGCCCUUAUAUGGAUCCCCAUUUUAUGGCACGACAAAGGACAAAUAUUGACAGUGGCAUUCAUGAUCCACAAUGGAUGGGUCCAGGUCCCCAAACCAAACCAGCCACAAAGAAGAAACCUCAAAAACAAAAGCCUCCCAAACCCACAGAACCCAAUAUGGGGAAAGGGAAUCAAAACGCUUCAAUGGAGAACCUGCUGGACUUCAAUGCGAAAGACAUAUCCAAAGACCUUACUCCUGCAGCUGAGUCCGACGAGACGCCAGAAACGUGUGACGUUCCCCCGAACAUAACAUCAGCCGAAAAGAGGAGCGAGCUCCUGAAAUAUAGUUCAGUGCUAACUUUGGAUCCGAAGACGGCCCACAAACGCAUCGUGCUGAGCGAGGGCUUCACAAAGGCCUCUGUGUCUGACGAACCCACAAACUACCCCGACUCCCCCGAGCGCUUCUCCGUCUGCUCCCAAGUGCUGGCCUCCAAGGGUUUCUCCAGAGGACGCCACUACUGGGAGGUCAAGCUGAGCAGCAACAACUUCAUCGGCAUCGGCUUGGCUUACAGCAGCAUUGACCGCAAAGGUCCCACCAGUCGCCUGGGCCGCAACGCCCAGUCCUGGUGCGUUGAGUGGUUCAACGUCAAGCUGUCCGCUUGGUACAACAGCAGCGAGACCGUGCUGGUCAGCGGCAAUCCAAAGCGCGUGGGCGUGCUGUUGGAUUGCGAGGAGGGUACGGCCACGUUCUACAACGUGGCCGACAGGGCGUACCCCUUCCACUCCUUUGUCUUCCCCUUCGCGGAAGCCGUGUAUCCGGCUUUCUGGCUUUUCUCCAGCGGCUCGUCGGCUUCUUUGUGCAAGCUGCAGGCAUGAAGAGCAGCAGGUGUACGCCGAUGGCGCGAAUGAUGAUAAUCCACACUAUCGGUGAUUAAUGAUGUGGGAUUGUCUUUUAAUUAAAAUAAGGAGUGUCAUGAAGGCAGCUUUUCAAAACACAGGAAAAGCAAUAUACAAUAAUCUGCAGCAAUAUACUGUAGUUUACAGAAUAAUCCAGCAGAUAAACUGCAAAUUAAAGGAUUAGGACAUGUAUUCAUGUCCCAAUUACUUAAUUAAUAUUAUUAUUAUGACCACACAUAAUGCAUACUGUACACUAAUUGUACAGUAUGUUUGUGACUUGUGUGUCUCCUGUAUUUUCAAUGUGACUGGAAAAAGAAGUGAAUAAAUGAUGUCACUCUCCAGCAUAUUUUGAUGCAGCAAUUUGAAGGGAAAAUGAUUGUUUGGAUGACUGAUUUGGAGCGUCACUCGUAAAGUUAUGGGGCUGGUUGAUGUGCCAAAAGCGCUAGAGAUCAGGAUAUGGAUCAUUUCAAGUAACCCAAAAAAUGUACUACGCUCGCUCAUUCCAACUUUUAAUAGCAAACAAUACUUAACCAUCCAUGUUAACACGAGUUAACAUGGACUGCCAUGCAAUUGGCUAGACACAGAUUUCUUUCUGUGACAUGUGCUGAGUAGCAACUCCUCUGGUGAUCGCGAUGUGCCGUUACCAGAGUGCAUGAAGCAUUAAGUUGUCAAAUGUAGCUUAUUUACUCUGCUCUGGCUCUUGUAACAUCACUGCUCAUUUUAGUAGUUGCCCCGUCCGUAAAUGCACCCGACGAGACAACGUAUUAAAACAUCGUCGAAGUAUUGUUCGCAUCAACUAACCCUAUAUCUUUACUGCCUCAUCUGGCUAAUGAGAAGUCAUAUAGACAAACUCCAGGCAGUCUUUCUCUUAUUUAUCUGAUUGGCACAUUAAACCCAAAAGCAAUCAGAGCGCUCUGUUGGCUUGUCGCACAGUGGUGGAAGGGUAGUUGGAAAUAUAUAUUCACUGGGAUUGUUUGUUGGGUGAUUUAUUCCGGCUUGUAAUAUGAUGUUUCACCACGAUGGCACUCUGCUAAAAGGUGCGAAACAACAUUCUGUGCGGACAUCAAGCAGUAGAGAUCUGUCUGCACAACAUCCGGCAUAUUAACCGUGAUGUUGUUUGAACAUCUGUUUGUUGUUCCAGUGGUUCAACUGACCUCACUGUGUUUGAGGUGUUCAGGAGACACUGGUGUCCGGGGGGACUUUACUGAACCUGGUAAAGGUUCGGGCGUGUUGACUACUGCAUUGAACUGUUGGUUAAGUUUAAAUAUUCCUGUGAGGUAUUACAGGCAAUGCACUUUGAGUACGGACCUUCAUCCUCAUGUUGCAUGAGAAUAUUUGAAGGUGCGGUACAUCACUGCAUGUGAAGUCUGUGCUUGUAUAGUGAAAUCUACUGUUUUCACACAAUUAGAGAGUUGUGGUUCUGGAACAAAAAUCUUUUCCCAUACUUCAGUGAGUGUUGACACUGGUUUGUUCCGACCACCAUGCCUAAAUGGCAUAACGGGCCCUUACUUUGCUUCGCUUAGUGUGGGAAAUGAAGUUGAGUUCAUUAAACAUGUGACUUUAUUACUUUUGCCCUCUACUUUAAGCUAAUAAUAUGUGUGGUACAUCAUCUGCAGACCGCAGUGGCUAGCAGAUCAAUAUGUUUGUUUGCUGGUCCUCAACUAAAAUGAAGUGUAUUGGUCUUUGCAUCUACUAUUUCUAAGGUUACCAUUACUUUGGAUUGUACCCAAACUGCAUGCUGUAAUUUGUGUUGAACCAAUUAUUAAUAAAAUAUACUCUCUCUCUGUCA
Molecule: messenger RNA, 4167 nt
Organism: Gasterosteus aculeatus aculeatus (three-spined stickleback)
Lineage: Eukaryota; Metazoa; Chordata; Actinopteri; Perciformes; Gasterosteidae
Gene: trim25
Product: tripartite motif containing 25
Molecular function (GO): protein binding; zinc ion binding
Source: RefSeq, a predicted model, not a curated record